Messenger RNA from Neospora caninum, 5625 nucleotides. RefSeq names its product putative SET domain-containing protein. The transcript has 10 exons. Bases 1 to 5625 code for a protein of 1874 amino acids. NCBI's taxonomy places the organism in Eukaryota, Apicomplexa, Conoidasida, Eucoccidiorida, Sarcocystidae. The record is from RefSeq and is a predicted model, not a curated record. Gene Ontology annotation, molecular function: protein binding.
AUGCCGCUACGGACUGCGGCGUCCUCGUCGAGCGCCGAGACAGUGCAACGCAUGGACGGGAAUGAAUUGAAGAUUUCCCUCCAGAAAGAGGUGGACGACGAGACCUCUGCCGAGAUGCCAGGUGCGCCUGCAGCCCUCAGUCGGGCGGAUCCGGAGUCGCAGCCGCACGGCUCGCCCUGCGAAGCGGUUGCGGCCGAGGGGCCAGGCGCUUUUCCGCACGGCCGAGAAGCAUCCACAAAACAGGAGAGCGAAGGGUGUGCGCCGGGGGAACCCGAAACAGAGAAGCGACUCGAACCGGCGACGCACCACCUGUGGGAUCGCACAGUCGGGGCGUCCGUGGCGAGCGACAGCGCGAACGCAGUCGAUGGCUCUGCGAAUGUCGCCCUGCGUCCGGCGUCGCGUGCGGGCGCAUGCUCCGUUCCCCGAGACGGCGCAGACGCACAGGCCAUCCUGGGGGGUUCUCUGCCUGCUGAGACAAAGGACACGCCCAGCAGUCUGGCCCCCAGCGACGGAGGUGGAGACGCCCUCUCGCAGGGACGCAAAGGCGUCGAGGGAUCAAGUCUCGUGCCUGCACCGUCGCCAGACAGCGCCGGUCCUCAGCGUGGAGUCCGCGCAGCUGCCAAGAGUCUCGUCCGCGGUUCAAACAGACAGCCGGCGUGCUCGUCGGGGUCUGCACUGGGUGACCCAGGAGGGUUCGCGUGGGCGAGGGGACAGAUCGCAGGCGCGGCGGGCGACUUGGAGAGUUCGGGGCCUGCCCAAGAGAUUGACGCUCUCCCAAGCGCGGCUGUGGGGGACCCGUGCGAGGUAUGCCACGGCGACGAGGCGAGUGAAAAGAGUCAAGCCUCUGCGCCUGUGUGUUCCGGCGUGCUCGGCGAGGGAAACGAAGUUGGCGCACUCGGCGACGAGAGUUCGAAGAAAGACAGUCUGGCUUCGAAACGGAAGGCGGGCGCGGCCUCGGCUGCCUCUUCUGGGCGCUCGGCGUCUCUCGCCUCGGUCUCCCGGGGGGAGUCAAAUGCGAAGAAGAGCCUGACGAGUACUCCACCCCUCGACGGGGCCGCGUCGAAGCGUCCGUCGGUGUCCAAGUGCCGGAAAGGCGCAUCUGCAGCGACUGCAGCGGCAGGCCGCCGAGGCCGAGAAGACUGCGGUCGGCACUUCCUGGGGCCCGGGCAAGUGAAGAAGGUCCGCCGCAACGUGGGCGACGUUCUCGCCUCGCCUCUGCACCCUCCGACGCUCUCGCCCUUUCAGCGGCCGACGUCGAAGCGGCCUGCGUCCGGCGGUUUCUCGCGGAAAUACGAAGACGCCUCGCCGUUCGCGCGGGGCCACGGGGCACACAGCCACCCCUACCACUGGCUAGCUGUCUCGCAUGCAUCGGGUGGCUCGGCGGGGGGACGCGGGAACCACGGCUCACACGGGGGAGCCUCUGGGGGUGGGGCGGGGCGCGCUGGCGCUCUGAGUGAAAAAGUGCGACGCUUGGUGGAGCAGACGAUGUCGGAGAAACACCGAGUUGUCUGGAUCGACCGGGGCGAGGCAAAGGGCUUUUUGCCGCUUCCCGGCAUGCAAGAGGAACGCGUCUACCUUGUUUGGACCGAAAAAGGAAUCGACAUUCUCGCCGAUGUCCAGGCCUACAUUCCGUGGACCCACUGUCCGGUGCUGAUGCAAACCAAGUAUCGGCGAAACCAAAUCCCGUUUCUCAUUCUCUCGUCAACUUCCUUGGCUCUCCUCUUCUCUCACGUUUGCCGGCGAAGCGCAACGGCGGCGUUUCGCCUGCCGCUGGCGCGGACGCCCCACGCGUAUCGGAAGCACGUGCUCAAUCUGCUCCGGACCGGCGAGCCUGAGAAGCCGUCGUCCCAGACUUCCAAGACCCAGCGAAGGCGGUCUCCGUGCUCCUCGCCGUCUCCGAAUGCGCGCGUCAAGGUGUCCUCUCAAGGCGAGAAGUCGCCCCCAGACGCAGCCUCAGCCAGUGUCGGCGACGCAGAGGCCGGCAGCCGGGCUGUCUCUGCGCGAUCCACCUCGUCUCCGUCGCUGAGCCCCUUUGGAUGCCUAGAAAGCGAGGCAACAGAGCCUUCUUUCUCCGCGGCUGCGGCCUCGUUACCGGACGAAACCCGCGCCGGGAAGACGGCCGGUGACGCGUGUUUUCAUGCGCUUGAGCCCUUCGCGCUCACUCCCGCGCCGUCGCUCUCUCCUCUUGCCGUGCCGUCUCCGAGUCAAGCAGAAUGUCCGCCUGUGGAGAACGGCCCGUGCGCCGGCGCACAUCAAAGAGACGAAGGACAGGUGUGUACGGCAGUCGAAGGCUCGAGCGCCCACGGAGACCAAGGCCAGCAGGCAAGAGUGAAGGGCGAAGGCGGCGAGUCGACAGCCGCGCAGGGUCUGGGUGGCCUCUCUGUCGCGCUGGCGGCAGGAGUAGGGAACAACGGGGCGCUUCACGGAGUCGACGCACCACAGGAUGCGAAGGCCGCACCGGGAAAAGACACAGAGCACGUGCAGAGUUUGGGUGGUCCUGAAAAAGCGACAAAACCGGAAGAGGUGCCGAGGACCGAGCAAGCGCCUUCCGAGAGUCUCCGUAGACAAGAUGACCAAGCGACCUCAAAAUCCCCAACGCCCCCUUCGUCUCCAGGCGGCGAUCAGUGUGCGUCACAUUCGACCGCGCCUUCCACUGGCAGCGGAUCCCCACUGCCCGGCGACGCUGCCGUGUGUGCCUCGCCGUCCUCUGCUUCUGCACGGCUGGGGUGCGGCGUUCGCGGUUCUCCGCAAGGCUUUCCAGGCGCCUCAAAGGACGGUUCGCGAGGCACUGCCGACGCACGGGCUGCUUCGCCUUCGCUCCAAGAGAGAGAAGAGGAAGACGACGAAGAUUUGUUUUGGGCCAACGGCGGGAAGAAAGGCUGCCCAUUAACAGCCGUUGACAUGCGAGACUUCUACUGCUGCUCUCAAGGCAAAGUGAUCGGCGAGGACUACAUUUAUUUUCGCCAAUAUCUGCCCGACGACGAGGGCGCCGACACCUAUGAUUUGAGUGUCUCGGUGCGCAAGCGACCGAAGAAGUUGCUGCUGAAGAAAUCACGAGUAUUUGCGAGCGGGAGCUACACCGGAGGCAGCGGACGGCGAGAGGAGAGAAACAGCUCGCCGCCGUCCUGUCUCUUCAAGUCCGGUUCCGUGGGUGCUGCAUCGUCUCUCUUUUCCGGCGCCUUGGCGUCUGCCGCCGGCCAUGAUGCGUCCGUACCAGCCUCGGGCCUCGGAGAAAACGAGGGUGAAGAAACCAAGGCAGUCGUUGGAGACGCAGGCGAAGCAGGAGUCGAGGGAAGUGGGGCAGACGGCGCAGGCAAAGACGAGGGGGUGCGCAGCAGCGCAGACCCCGGCAAGGCGAACAGACACCCCGCGCACCUGUUGCGGCUCCUAGUGGCGCCGAACCGAGGCCAUGCCCACGCAGAGGAGGCGGCGAAGGAGCCGGAGGAAACUGCUCGCGGAGCCGCAGGGUGUAAAAACUGGACGUAUGUCGACGACUACGAAGACGAUGGCAUGGAUCCUGACCUCGACCUGCCGUUCUCCUUCACGUCCGAAGUGCGAGUGCUUCUGGGGCUCGCGCCGAGUCCGACGCCUCACCGCUGCAACAUGUCCCUGGCGAGUCACCGCGUCUCGGGGGCCGUCCAGCGGCGGUUCCGCAUCUUUCAGUGUUCCCCCGACGGCGAGCGUCGCGAAGAGCAAGUCGACCCUUUUGAGCCCGCGUCGGCAGCUUCGGCUUCUGGAGACGAGGACGAGGAAGCGACGGGCAAGGGGGCGGACGACAAGGAGAACGAGGCGGCGAAUCCGGAGAGGAAGGAGGGAGGUUCGUGCAGCGUCGACGGGGCGGGGCCUGGAGAGCAGGCGUGGGACCGGACGCCCGUGAAGGGUGAGCGAGAUGUGAACUUGUGUGCAGACCAGGCGAAGGCAGCGGCAGACACAGCGAAGAAGGCGUCCGUUUCGGCGCUGGCCGAUGAGACAAAGGACGAAGAGUCGUCCUUCUCUGUUUCCGCUCCUUCGGGGCCUGCAGCACACCCGGGAACGACGCUCACGAGCGAGCCGGGUCGACAGGUAGAAGACAAGAAGAGCGGCGAAGAAGCGAGGGACACAAAGGCCCGGGGCGGCUGCGCUGGCGGGGACGAGGAGGGCGAAACGUCGAGAAGCAGCAAAGCCGAGGCGGGCGGCGAGGCGGUCAUGGCCGCUGAGGACCAGGACCGAAUCCCGGACGAGCAAGACGAACCGGCGACUGCCCAGAGCUGCUCGAAGGCGUCCUCCGACCAAGGAGACUCAGACGAAGACAGCGACGAGGACCGCCGGAAACCCAAGGGGCGAAACGAGACACGGUCCUUUGCGCUUUCGUCCCACGACCUUCCCAACGGAAGCUUAGCCGAAGUCGACUAUCCAACCGAGUUCAGUCAGUUCCGGGAGGCCGACCGAAUCCGAAUUUACGACAAGGCGUUUCUGGCUCGGGCGCUUCAACUCAUUGUCGAUGUCGCUAUCGUUUCCAGAGGAGCGGACUUGUCUGCAGUGAACGUCGCCCAGUACGCGCCGAAUCUCUUUUGGAACAUCAUUCGGUUCAGUCGCGGAAACAAAGACAUCGACGAAGUCGUGCGCACGAUCGCUCCGUCGGUGGCGUCGCUGAGGAGUGCCCGCGGACGGCGAAAGAGAGGCGACACGGAAAACCCAUCUUUCCUUUCUUUAGCUCCGGGGAGGUUCGGGGCGUCGCGGCGGGGUGGCGAGUCUCUCAGGGAUGAUUCACAGACCGCCUGUCGGCGGCUGAAAAGGAACAAAACGGGCACAGACGACGGCUUCUGCCUCGAGACGUGGCUAGCUGGGUCCGGCGAUGAAAAGGGCCGAGGCGAACGCGCACGAGACCGAGAAGGGGCGGUCGACAAGGCGAAGCAAAGAGAAGAAAAGCGGCAAAAGGAGCUGGAGGAACGAUUCGAGGAAAUGAAGAUCGAGUUCGAAGAAAAGGCGCAAAGAAUGAUCGCACGACGUGCCGCGCUGGCGGGUGAGAUUUACAACGACGGGAAAGGGUCAAAGAAGCCGCGCGUGCCGUCGCUGCCGGAGAAUGACGACGAGGCACUCAUCGAGAUUAUGAUCGAUCCAGAACAAGGCAUCCUCAAGUGGCCCUUAUCCGUGAUGAGCAUCCGGCAGCGAACGGUGAUUUACCAGGAGUGUCUUCGGCGGGAUUUGACGGCGUGCAUUCGCCUCACGAAAGUGCCUGGGAAAGGUCGCGCCGUCUUUGCUGCAGAUACAAUUCUAAAAGACGAUUUCGUUGUCGAGUACAAAGGCGAACUGUGUUCCGAACGUGAAGCCCGCGAGAGGGAGCAACGCUACAACCGGUCGAAGGUUCCGAUGGGGAGCUUCAUGUUCUACUUCAAAAACGGAUCUCGGAUGAUGGCUAUCGACGCCACAGACGAAAAACAAGAUUUUGGACCCGCUCGCCUCAUUAACCACUCCCGCAGAAAUCCAAAUAUGACCCCCAGAGCAAUCACGAUGGGCGACUUCAACAGCGAGCCUCGGCUGAUUUUCGUCGCACGAAGAAACAUAGAACAAGGCGAAGAGCUGCUGGUGGACUACGGCGAGCGCGAUCCUGACGUUAUCAAGGAACACCCGUGGUUGAACAGCUGA